AUGUAUGUACAAUAUAAUAUUAAAUAUUGUUUUAUAGAUGCAAAAGGUUAUGUAUGUUACGUCGGCCCAAACAAUAAAUUUCCAUAUGUAGCUGUAUGUGAUCCUUAAAUAAUAAACGAGUUUAUGUGCGAAAAGGAUCAUUUUUAUGAAAGGGAUACUGAAUAUUCAUAUGUAUCUAGGAUUUUGGGAAAAAAUGAUUCAAAUAAUAAUACUUUAGUUUGGUAUCUUUUAAAAAAAAAAUAAAAUAAAAAAAUGUCGUAUAAUACAUUUGCACACGACGGAUUUUUCGGUUGGCUAAAUAAUUAUAAAAGAAAAUAUUUAAAAUUUGUUUUUGAUGUAGGAGAGCGUCCACCAUAUCCAAUAAUUAAUUCAAACGCAACUUUUGUUGAUGUAGUUGAUAAUUUUAAUUUUGCUGAUUUUGGUAUUAUUUUUACAUGUACUGUUUUAGGAUUUCCUUUUUCUAGAUAUGCAUGUAGAUCUUUAAAUCAUGAAUCUUUAUAUCUUAAAAGAUAUAUGUUUUCAACUGCAUGGACAGCUAUGAUAAGUUAUGGCUUUUUAUAUGCUUUUGCUAAUUCUUAUAAUAGAUUAAACGGAUUUGUUGAUAAUGGUUUAAGAUGGAAAAGAAAAGAAAAAAUACUUAUCAAAUAUGAUUUUACAAGUGAAUACGAAAAGUCAAGUAUUUUUGGAUUUUUCAGACUUAGGGAAGUUAAUGAAUAAUGAUUUUAUUAUUAAAUAAAAUAUAUUUUUUUUAAAGUAUUAAUAUGGGAAUUUGCAACGUAUUUUUUUUUUUUAAAAAAA
Molecule: messenger RNA, 798 nt
Organism: Ichthyophthirius multifiliis
Lineage: Eukaryota; Ciliophora; Oligohymenophorea; Hymenostomatida
Exons: 7
Molecular function (GO): iron ion binding; heme binding; oxidoreductase activity, acting on paired donors, with incorporation or reduction of molecular oxygen
Source: RefSeq, a predicted model, not a curated record